Molecule: messenger RNA, 4146 nt
Organism: Xenopus laevis (African clawed frog)
Lineage: Eukaryota; Metazoa; Chordata; Amphibia; Anura; Pipidae
Gene: st3gal6.S
Product: ST3 beta-galactoside alpha-2,3-sialyltransferase 6 S homeolog
Exons: 13
Coding region: 583-1578 (331 amino acids)
Biological process (GO): glycolipid biosynthetic process; glycoprotein biosynthetic process
Cellular component (GO): Golgi membrane
Molecular function (GO): sialyltransferase activity
Source: RefSeq, a predicted model, not a curated record
UCUCACACACUCUGUCUCUCACAUGCUCAGCCUCACACUAUCUGUCUCUCACACACACUGUCUCACACUCUCUGCAGUGGCAAGCACCUCCCCCGCCCCUGGGAUCCCCAGUACUGAGCCUCUCUCACACAGCUGCACUAGCUGAUACAGCUUCCAUGGAAUAAAGGUCACAGCUACUCAAAUAUACAGUCUACGGAGAGCAGUCCCGGGCCAAAAAUAUUCUCCUUCGGAGGGCUUCAAUUGGUCAGCACCAUCUCAAAAUUGAAGCCUUUAGUAAUCGGGGAUUUGUGAAACGAGUAACAUAUCUGAACUGUAAUGUGAAACCCCUCAUCAAAUCGUUUGCUGCGGGUGAAGCCAUAAUCCAUUGCCCAUUGCUGCAAGUCGUUUGAUUCAGUUCGAUACACCCUGGAAUGGAUUAAAGCACAGCGAUUCGACCAUCUUUGUUUGUUGUGACAACCCGAACUGAUCCCUCUGCGAAUCAAUGUGGGCUUUUCCAGCUUUGGAAGGCAGCCAAUUAACAGUGCUAUGCUUGUUUGACUCACUUGGAUUCAGUGCUCUGUGCUGAGACUGGAGCCGUGUGCCAUGUAUCAAGGUCUGCAAGUCAUGCGAAAGUUCCUGUUUGUUGGAAUAACCUUUGCUGCCUUGCUUCAUUUCAUGCUUCACAUAUUUGUGCAGAAGAAAACCAUCUCCACGUUACCGACAAACGCUGUGAAAGAAUUUAAAACCUGCUACAAUGAAAAGUUUCAGUUAAUUCUAAACAUGUCUGAAAUUGAUCCAUUUCUUUGUCAAGACUUCAGGAAGCAAUCUGUGAAACUGGGGAGCAACAAGCUUGACCUGCCAUAUGGUACACGUAGAGGAGAUAGGUUUUUUGAUCUGGCUCUUAAGAAUCUCCCGCAAUGUAAACUCCCGGAAGAAAUAAAGAAUAUUUCCUGCAAGAAAUGCGUUGUGGUGGGGAACGGAGGAGUGCUGCGCAACAGCUCAUUGGGCAAAACGAUUGACAGCUAUGAUAUCAUAAUAAGAAUGAAUGAUGGUCCUGUGCUGGGUUAUGAAGCUGAUGUGGGACAGAAGACAACAUUCCGACUCUGCUACCCUGAGUCUAUGUUCUCAGAGACUUUGCACUAUGAUCCCAACACGACUGUUGUACUUUUGAUGUUCAAGCCUCAUGAUGUCAAGUGGUUAUCAGAACUUCUCAUGCACAAACGAGUGAGCACCUAUGGAUUCUGGAGGAAACCAGCCUUGAGUCUGAUCUACAAGCCCCACCAGCUGAGAGUGCUGAAUCCUUUCAUUCUUCGCCAAGUAUCUCAGAAUAUAUUGAAUUUUCCAAUCAACAUUCCAAAGACAGAAAAAUCAAGGCAUCCGACAACUGGAAUUAUCGCCAUCACCCUGGCUUUCAGUAUAUGCAACGAAGUACAUAUAGCAGGAUUCAAAUACAACCUGACAUCUUUAAACAGUUCACUACAUUACUAUGGGAAUGAGACCAUGUCUGCCAUGGCUCAGAAUGAAUAUCACAACAUCUCAGCAGAACAGAUGAUUAUAAGGGACCUCGUUAAACAGAAAACAAUUAAGAACUUGACGUGAUACAUGGUAUUAACAAACCAGACACUUUUCCUAUUUUUAUAUGGUUUUUUUUUCUUUUUUUUUGUACCGUUAAAGUAUUUUUUUGGGAAAAAAAUCAAGACGGAGAAAGGAAAACGAAUACCCCAUGUAUUCCAUAUAAUGGGAAUGGGAUAUCGGAAUCCCUCUUGUACAUUUGCAGCAAGACGAGCCAGCGGGAUUCCUGCCCAGCGUUGGACUGAAUAGGGUGUUAGUGCUGUAACCAAGCUCUAACACUCUGAUAAAUCAGAUGUUUCUUCAAAUAUGUCUAAUCUCCCAGAUCCUCCCAUUGGAUAACACCAGGAGCAAAGAUGUAAUAAUGUACAUUUGUAUAACAUUUGUUGGAGAAAUAUCAGUAUUUUGCAGAAAAAUAUUAUAUAAUGUAGUAAAAUGGUCAAUAUUUGAUCCUGUCUCCCAUAACCCAAAGCGACCAGUGAGCAGUUUGUUUAUACCGGUUUAUUGCCAUUAGAUUAUGAUGGGAAACAUCUGAUUGGACUGGAUUAGAGGACAAACUUUGUGUAUGUUUAGAGUUGUUCUCUAUCAUGGAAUGUAAUGGAGCAGAUGGAUGAGCCUUUCAUUCAGUGAUGUACUCGUUGUAUCGACCCCUUAACAACCAUUUAAACAAGAAGCACUUUCGUUUUUUCAACAAUGUUCACUGCAGAGUGUCCGUCCAUUCGGGUUAAAGGGGAUCUACACCCCCACAAAAAAAAAGAAUGUGAACUUACUUGGGGUCACCUUCUUGUGGUUUACAUUUCUUUUCUGUUUUUAGCGGUUUUAUUAUUUGCAGUUCUAGACCGCUAAUACAUCUAGUUCUUUUUCAAAGAGUGUCAGUGGUCCAGACUGACCGCAUAACCAAUAAAAAUGGAAAAUGAAUGUUGAUUGUCACUGGUAACUCAGUUUACAUGUGGUUUUUGCGUGGGUUAGAGCCCUUUUUAAGUAGAACCAACCCCUUUUUAUUAAAAUUCCCUACCCUACAUAUAACCCCAUCCCUGCUCCCCCGCAGCUUAGGUGUUACCCUGAGUAAAUGCCUUUAACUAUUUACUUAACCCUCGUUGUAUAUUCAGGGUAUUGGCGUUCACAGGCGCCAUCUUCUUUUCUUCGGUAAUCUUCGGGUCUUCUUCCGACACUUCGCCAAUUUGCAGUUGUUCAGGACUGGAAGAUUGCGCAAACUUCAAAUGCGCCGAUACACCACUCUCUUCCCAAAGAUUACCGAAGAGAAGAAGAUGGCGCCCGUGAACUCCUAUGCCCUGAAUCUGCAACGAGGGGUAAGUAAAGAGUUAGGGACAUUUACCCGGGGUAACAGGCUGUGGGGGAGCAAGUAGGGGGUAGGGUAGGGGAUUUUAAUAAAAAGGGGUUGGUUCUCCUUUAAGAGAUCAAAUUGCCAGUCUCUAGUUGGUAUUUGCCACAGAAUGUUGAAUUUGCAGAUACCCCCUAGAAUAAUAGAUGGUAUCCGGCACUAUGAUUUAAAUAGUGAAUAUCUCCUAAGGCUAAUGGCACAAAUAGCAUAAAUACUGGCAGUGGAGGUGCCAACGCCCUAAUAGUUAUUAAAGAGGCAGCCUUCACCUUCAAUUUUAGUUUAAAUGGAGAUAAUGAGCUCAGUAUAAACAACCUUGCCCCCCUUGUUGCUCCUGAGUUUGGCAUAUAGAUAAGGGGGUUUAUAUGUACACUGGGUAAAAUGAUAAACUACCUUCUCCCAAGGCUUCUCACAAGAACCUCAAACUCGCUGCUCUCUGUUUAUCCUUUUUUAGCCCAAGAAAUCUUAUAAAAAGAAUCUAGAAAGUCUUUUUAGCACAAGUUCCUGUUGGAACGUGAGGGGUAUACUGCUCUUUUUAAUGUUUCCCACAUGCUAAUAGAACUGCCUUUAUGAUUAGGUUAAAUAUUGGUUCAAUAAAACAACUGAAAUCUAUUGGGAUUUUGGAUUUACAUCAAAAUUGCUGCCUGCCAGGGAUACACCUAAACAGCGCUACACAAUAUGUCGGCGCUAUAUAAAUACAUGAUAAUAAUAAUAAUUAUAAGAGGCAACACCUUCUAUAUUGUUCUUGGGUAUGUGUUUAUCUGUGGCUCAUUAUCCAAAACUGCCAAUUUGUGUCUGGGUGGCAACCAAUCGCAACCAAUCAGUGAUUAGCUUUGUACAAACAGCGGCCAAUAGAUCAGUGAAGAAAACACUAUUGGUCAGUGCCCAUGUGCAAAUGUGCUGGUGUGUUGGUAAGUGAGGGAGUAACUAAGAGCUGCUGCUGGUGGUUACUUUGCCAGUCGGUGCCUAAAGCCCUUUGGAUGGAGAAAUCACUUUUUUUUUGGGCAAUGAAAGAGAAUUGCUAGUCACUAUAUCAACCAGUGACACUUGCGUUUGUAUAUAGUUUUGUAUAUUAUAUAUUAAUUUAAACUGCUGUACUUCUCUGAAAUUCUGGCUGGAGGACACAGACAUUUGUUGUAUACAGAGAACAAGGUGACUAUUUGGGAGCAUCGAAAUGAGAACACGCAGGAGAGCAGCGUCAUUUCUACAUAUCCUUUGUGACUGUCUGGCGAUACCAAUAAACGUACAUUUCAAUGCUC